This is a messenger RNA of Gordionus sp. m RMFG-2023, 3129 nucleotides long. RefSeq names its product GATA zinc finger domain-containing protein 14-like. The transcript has 6 exons. Lineage: Eukaryota; Metazoa; Nematomorpha; Gordioida; Chordodea; Parachordodidae. The record is from RefSeq and is a predicted model, not a curated record.
AUGAACCCUAUCUCUAACCCUAACCCUAACUCUAGCCAUAACCUUUAUCCUAACACUAACCCUAAGCAUAAACCUAAACAUAACCUUAACCCUAGCCAUAACCCUAACCCUAACUCUAAUCCUAAACCUCAUCUAAACCCUAGCCCUAACCCUAACCUUAACUCUAGCCAAAACCCUAACCUUAACUCUAGCCAAAACCCUAUACCUAACCAAAACCCUAACCCUAACCCUAAACCUAGCCCUAACCUUAAACCUAAUCCUAAACCUAACCAUAACGCAAACCCUAAUCUUUACCUUAACUCUAGCUCUAAUCCUAGCCCUAACCCUAAUACUAGCCCUAACCCUAACCCUAACCUAAACCCUAACCCUAAUCCUACCCUAACCCUAAUCCUAAUCCUAAUCCUAACCCUAACCCUAACCCUAACGCUAACCAUAACCCUAACCUUAAUCAUAAGCGUAACACGUAGCCUUAAUCUUAACCUUAACCCUAGCUAUAACCCUAACCCUAACUCUAACCCUAAACCUAGCCCUAAUUCUAAACCUAGCCCAAACACUAAUCCUAGCUCUAAAAAUAUCUCUAGCCAUAACAUUUAUCCUAACACUAACCCUAAGAAUAAACCUAAACCUAAUCUUAACCCUAGCCCUAACCCUAACCCUAACCAUAACGCUAAUCCUAAACCUCAUCCAAACCUUUGCCCUAGCCCUAACCUUAACUCUAGCCCUAACCCUAAUGUUAACCCUAGCCCUAACACUAAUCCUAGCUCUAACCCUAACCCAAACUCUAGCCAUAACCUUUAUCCUAACACUAACCCUAAGCAUAAACCUAAACCUAACCUUAACCCUAAUCCUAACCAAAACCCUAACCCUAACACUAACCCUAACCCUAAACCUAACCUUAGCCUUAACCCGAACCCUAACCCUAACCCUAACCCUAACCCCAACCCCAACCCUAAUCUUAACCUUAACCCUAGAUCUAACCCUAACCCUAAACCUAAACCUAACUUAACCCCAACCCUAACCCUAACCUUAAUCCUAACUCGUAGCCUUAAUCUUAACCUUAACCCUAGCUAUAACCCUAACCCUAACCCUAACCCUAAACCUAGCCCUAAUUCUAAACCUAGCCCUAACACUAAUCCUAGCUCUAAAAAUAUCUCUAGCCAUAACCUUUAUCCUAACACUAACCCUAAGAAUAAACCUAAACCUAAUCUUAACCCAUGCCCUAACCCUAACCCUAACCAUAACCCUAAUCCUAAACCUCAUCCAAACCUUUGCCCUAGCCCUAACCUUAACUCUAGCCCUAACCCUAAUGUUAACCCUAGCCCUAACACUAAUCCUAGCUCUAACCCUAACCCAAACUCUAGCCAUAACCUUUAUCCUAACACUAACCCUAAGCAUAAACCUAAACCUAACCUUAACCCUAAUCCUAACCAAAACCCUAAUUCUAACACUAACACUAACUCUAACCCUAACGCUAGCCUGAGCUCUUACUCUAACUCUAAUAUAAAUCAUAACCCUAACCCUAAUGCUAAACAUAACCCAACUCUAAAUCUAGCUCUAACCCUAACCCUAACCUUAACCCUAACUAUAACCAUAAUUCUAACCAACCCUAAUUCUAAACCUAGCCCUAACACUAAUCCUAUCUCUAACCCUAACCCUAACUCUAGCCAUAACCUUUAUCCUAACACUAACCCUAAGCAUAAACCUAAACCUAGCCUUAACCCUAGCCCUAACCCUAACCCUAACCCUAAACCUCAUCUAAACUCUAGCCCUAACACUAACCUUAACUCUAGCCAUAACCCUAAUCCUAACCAAAACCCUAACCCUAACCCUAACCCUAAACCUAACCUUAAUCUUAACCCGAAUCCUAGCCCUAUCCCUAACCCAAACCCUAACCCUAACCCUAACCCUAACCCCAAUCCUAAACCUAACCCUAACCUUAACCCUAACCCUAACCCUAACUCUAACCCUAACCCUAACCAUAACCGUAACCCUAACCCUAACCCUAACCCUAACCCUAAUCUUAACCCUAACUAGAACCCUAACCCUAAACCUAGCCCUAACCUUAAACCUAAUCCUAAACCUAACCAUAACCCUAACCCUAAUCUUAACCUUAACCCCAGCUCUAACCCUAGCCCUAACCCUAAUAAUAGCCCUAACCCUAACCCUAACCCUAUCCUAAACCCUAACCCUAAACAUAAACUAAACCCUAACCCUAGCCCGAGCUCUUACACUAGCUCCAAUCCUAAUCCUAAUCCUAACCCUAACUCUAACCCUAACCUUAACCCUAAUCCUAACCAAAACCCUAACCCUAACACUAACCCUAACCCUAACCCUAACUCUAACCCUAGCCCUAGCCUUAAACCAAACCCUAACCCUAACGCUAGCCCUAAUUCUAACCCCAACCCUAACCCUAACCCCAGCCCUAACCAUAAACCUAGCCCUAACCCUAAACCUAACCCUAACCCUAACUCUAACCCUAACUCUAACCCUAGCCCUAACACUAACCCUAGCUCUAAUCCUAGCUCUAACCCUAGCUCUAAUUCUAACUCUAGCCCUAGCCCUAACCCAAUCCCUAACCUAAACGCUAACCUACACCCUAACCCUAAACAUAAACUUAACCCUAACCCUAGCCCGAGCUCUUACCCUACCUCUAACCCUAACUCUAGCUCUAACCCUAACUCUAGCUCUAACCCUUACUCUAGCUCUAACCCUAACCCUAACACUAACCUUAAAACUAACCUUAACCGUAACUCUAACCCUAACCUUAACCCUAAUCCUAACCCUAACGCUAACCCUAACCCUAACCCUAACCCUAAACCUAACCUAAACCCUAACCCUAAACCUAAUAUAACCCUAAAUAUAACCCUAACCCUAGCCCUAUCUCUAACCCAAACCCUAAACCCUAACCCUAACACAAACCCUAAACCUAAUCCUAAACCUCAUCUAAACCCUAGCCCUAACCCUAGCCUUAACCCCAAAAAUAAACCUAGCCCUAACACUAUCCCUAAUACUAGCUCUAAUCCUAACCCUAGCCCUUAUCCUAACCCUAAACCUAAUUUUAACCCUAGCCCUAGUCCUAACCCUAACGCUAACCCUAACCUUAGCCCUAACCGUAACUCUAGUCCCUAA